Caenorhabditis sp. 36 PRJEB53466 is the source of this 3108-nucleotide messenger RNA. The record is from the annotation of a GenBank genome assembly. NCBI's taxonomy places the organism in Eukaryota, Metazoa, Nematoda, Chromadorea, Rhabditida, Rhabditidae.
AUGAUUUCUCCUCAAGGUGUCGCCCUGGCGGCCCUUCUCGUUUUGGGAGUACACUGUUCCCUUCUUGAUGACAUCCGCUCAAAGUUCGGCUCCCAACAAAGCUCACUCAAAUCCGGUCUUUUCGGACGCCGUAAGUUUAGCAAUAAUGCGGACAUUGAAAAAUGGAUAAUGUACAGCCAACACUGCAUUCUCUUCCGACUUCAAGAUGCCAUCGAUUGCUGCGGGAGCGGCAGCAGUGGUUCACUCGAGCAGUUCUCACAAGGGACAGCACCACAGCAGCGGAUCCUCCUCGGACACGCAUUCCCUGACCGUCGUCGGAGCAGACGGUAAGAAUCUUACUGAGGAGUCGGAGAAGAAGGCCGGAUUCAACAAGGAUUCGAAGGUCGAUCAGGCUCAAGAGAACUUGAUGUUGAAGACACAGGACGGCGGAGUGGUUUGUGGGAACGGGGAGGCAGAGAAAACAAGAGUCUGUUCUAGAUCAACCAGGGAGUCAGCCACAACAAGUCGUCAGUUGAUGAGGGAGAUUAUCUGUUAGACAGCUCGAAGAAACAGGAAGUUGACAAGGACGGACACCAGAUCAACAUCAACAACAAUAAAAUUGCUAACCACACCAGGUAAAUAACGCUUUCUAAAGUACGCAUUCUCAAAUUUCAGAGCCGCUGCUCUUGACGAGGCUAACCAGUUUUUCGACGCCAAAAACAAAGACGGAACGCAUUUCUCCAAUAACACUGGCCACAAAAAUACCGACGAACACCUCGGAAAGUACGAACUUGAGAACAACGCUGCUUCCGAAAUCGGAGCCGACGGAACCUCUCAUAACGUCACGAACGUGAGUGGAAUGCAUUGAAGACGGUAUCAUUACGAGUAAUUACAGACGAAAGGAUCUAUCGGCGACUCGCACAAGUCUGACCAGCUCGCUUACGAUCAGUCUGCGAGUGUGGAUGCUGCUGGCAACGUUCAGACUUCCAACUACAGUAAGAAGGCUUCGUCUGAAGCUGGGAACAGCGCCGACUUCUCCUCGAACAUGGAUGCAAUCAAGAACGCCGACGGAACAUCGUUCUCGAACUCUACAGGGAACUUUGCGAACACAUCAUACGCCAAGGCGGCUGCCGAAGAACUUAUGGCCAAGAAGAACGUCUCUGUCGAUGGAACCAUGUCCCUGGAGGCCAGCCACACCGGAAGCAACAGCAGCAAGAUCAACUCUGCUUCUGGAGCUUAUGCUGAUGUCAAUGCUGUUGGAGCUAACGGAACGAUGAGCCACGUUGUGAGCAACAAGACUAACGACUACGCGUUGGAUGAGGCGAAUGAGAGUGCCGGAAGUCUCAAGGCAGAAAUCGGAAAGAACGGAACCUACUCACUCAGUGAGAAGAACGUCGAGAGCGGAAGAAAGGUAAACAGAAUGGGAUAGAGAACACGGGAAAAUAUGUGAAUUUAGGACGAGAGCAACAACAACACCGCCGUUGAUCAAAUCGACGCAGUUGCUGCCGAUGGAUCAGUCAGCUCCCUCCACUCGAAGUCCGCCGACGGAACCUCAUUGAGCCAGCGCGGAAACAAGACUCACCAGUCGGAUCUCUCGAGAGAUGCCGAUGGAAACGUCAAGAAUCACACGAUCGACGGCUCUUACCGCAACAAGAAGACCGGACAGUUCGGAAACUUCGACAUGACCGCCAGUCAGAAGAACGCCGACGGAGCGAUGAGUCUGGCCACCUACGGCAACGACACGAACAAGAACACGUACGAAGCGGAGAAGACUGCUCAGGAGAACUUGGUGAGAUAAAUGGAAACAAUGAUUGCAAGGGACAGUCGCCCUUUUUCAGUUGGAACAGAACGCCGAUGGUACGUACAAGGAGGAGAACAAGGGAUCGAACUCUCGUGUCAACAGAACCGACGGAGGCUCCAACGUGCACGCAGCCAACUUUGCCAAGGGACUCAACGGAGUUAUGGUAGGCUCGCGGAAGUUUGCAUAGAUUAUUUGUGAAUGUUGCAGUCCAACGAGACUGUCUCUGCUUCGAACGCCUUCAACACUUCCGACGCCGAGUCCAACCAGUAUGACCACCUGAAGCAGAAGAGCGCCAAUGGAACGAUCGUCGACCACGCCAAGGACAGCAAGCAGGUCGCCGCCUCUUCCAACUCCAAGUCUUCUCUCGACAGUGCUUCUUCUUCGGUUGAUGCCGCUGGAAACAAGAAGUCGCUCGUGAACAGCGAGGCGAAUGAUUCACACGACGCCGUCAGUAUGAGCAACGACACGGAUGCGUCGUCAAUUCAACACGCUGACGGAUCGAAGACGCAGAUCGUGGAUAGCAGUGUGCAGGGUGUCAAUGAGCACAAUGAUUCGUCGAAGAAGAAGUUGCAUGCACUCGAGCAGAACUCUGACGGCUCUUUCAGCGAUGUGAGCAGUGAUUCGGCCACCAAGAAUGCUCAGAAGGACGCCACCGACCAGAGAACGAACGCGUUUGUGAAUGUGGAUGCAGCUGGAAAUUCUGUGCAGGAAUUGAAGACUAGUCUCGUUGAGAAUCACAAGAAUGAUACAGUGAGCUUGGAGAUGAAACAUUUUUGCAAUGAAAGUAAAUAUUACAGGAUGCGUCUUCGAACCAGAAUGUUCACGUGAAAUCAAAGGAUGGUUCCGAAUUGAACGACGUCAAGAAGACGAAUGUUUCCACGUCGUCACUGACGGAAGCACAACUUGCGUCAAAUAGAAAGAACCUACAACUAGCUGAUGGAUCCCAGGUGGCUUCCGAAUCUUCUAGUGCCAUUACUCACGAAAAGAACCGCAACGACGCAGCGUCCCUGCACAAGAUGAAUCACACGAACGCCGACGGAUCGAAGACCCAGUUGGACGAAGGAUCCAAUCAGCACAGCGACCUGGAGACCCGUGGAGAGUCUGCCAGAAAGCAGAACUACCAGAAGUUGGGCAACGGAACGGAGAUGUCGAUGGACGUCGGAUACGAGAAAUCGAAGGCGACGGGAAGCGACACUUCGAGCUCCCACAUCGACUCGUUGGCGGACGACGGAAAGGGACAUUUCAAGAAGGAGAAGAACGGCACGGCGACACACCACGAGAUCGACAACAAGGACGUGAAGACGCAUUCGAACAGUAUCUCCACUUAA